Messenger RNA from Fusarium mangiferae, 1605 nucleotides. RefSeq lists its product as uncharacterized. The record is from RefSeq and is a predicted model, not a curated record. Bases 1 to 1605 code for a protein of 534 amino acids. NCBI's taxonomy places the organism in Eukaryota, Fungi, Ascomycota, Sordariomycetes, Hypocreales, Nectriaceae. The transcript has a single exon.
AUGCCUCUUCAGGAGCCUGCCGAUCGAGAGCGCGACAUGUACUAUCACGGCCUUCCAAGCCACCCAAGACUUGUCGCCCGUUCCGGCACUACACCCUGGUCUCAACCUCAUGAGUGGCCAGAGCGCAAGAAGCUAGACGUUGCUACCGGGCACAAGAUUCAGCAACUGUGGAACGACCCGCAAGGAUCCCUCCGACAGCUCGUCGUCAGCACCCUGACUGGUGUCGAGUGGAACGCCAUUGAUAUCUUGCGCGUUGGUUACGAGAGCGCAUACGAAGAUACCGACCGAUCAUCAGAGUGCCCAGUCACCAUGCUGAUUUCUGUAUCUCAAGAUUCCACCUCAUUCCGACGGGCAGAAGCAGCUAUCAUCGCGUGCAAGGAUAUCCUUAACCGGUUCGACCUCGAUGAUGUCCAGGUUGAGAUGAAGGAAAGCAUCGUUACAUUCGCUGCUACCAGCCCAAUAGCUACCACGAACUCAACACAGGGUAGUCAGGUAGCCCGACGCCUCCUACCGGGACCUUUCACCAAUGAUUUCGCCGACUUGAAGUACGAGACCAUUCGUGAUAUGUCGGAAUACGUUGGAACUUCUAUCGGCGCAUCUCAACUGCCUCUCGAAAAACAGAAAAGCGGCACCAAGUGCGUCCAUCUCCGUGGCGAUAAUGGCAAAACGUACGCGCUCACUUGCCGCCAUGUUCUUUUCCUCGAUGAGGAUUGCGAAGAGUAUCGCUACACAAGCGGACAGAACAUUGUGGCUAAAGAUGUAAUUCAGCCAGCAAAGCUAACCGGGGACCGGGUAGUGGAUUCCUUCGCCAGCAAAAAGCAUGGGUUCGAUAUGAGCGUCGACCUUACUGCAAAGCCCUCUCACAGCAACCCAGAUUUCAAGGCGGCGCGACCGGGCUUCCUGCGGAAGCAAGCCGUGGUGCAAUCUUGCCAACCACUCAUUGAUGAACUCAACAAGGGAGGAAGUGCUGUUGUUGGUCGUGUAGAGUUCUCGCCUCUUAUGGAGCUUUGCCCUCAAGGUCUCAGAUUCAAAGAUUGGGCACUCGUUGAGCUGUCUCAGGAUGGUUUCACUACUGGCCUUGCCCAACUGAAGAACAAGGUUCCAGUCACGCAGAAACUGCAAGUUAUGCUGACCGAAAUCUCGGGGUCCAUAACCAAGAGUGAACGGUCAUUAGAUUUCGAUGAUUCCCUGGAAGUCGAGAUCGGACCUGACACUAUCGAUGGAAGUGACCUGGAGGAUGCGACACACAGAAAUCUACGUGGCGAUAAGGGCCUCAUCGUCAUGAAGCAUGGCCUCAAAACUGGAUUCACCAUCGGACUCGCCAAUGGGAUUCACUCUGUCAUUCGCCACGCGUCUGACGUUGUCGGUGACGUCACCUCGAGUGAAUGGUGCAUCAUUGGAAUGGAUGGCAAGGCAUUCUCUGACGUGGGCGAUUCAGGCGCCUGUGUCUUUGACCUGGAAGGUCGGAUUGGCGGUAUGAUCACUUCUGGAUUGGAGGCUGGCAAAACCCCUCUCGGAGAGCACGACGUCACCUACGCCACGCCUAUGCAGUGGUUUUUGGAGGAUAUCAAGGGGGCAGGGUAUGAUGUGAAACUACCUAAGUAG